Daldinia childiae is the source of this 1320-nucleotide messenger RNA. Its product is annotated as Pre-rRNA-processing protein IPI3. Gene Ontology annotation, cellular component: nuclear pre-replicative complex. The transcript has a single exon. Bases 1 to 1320 code for a protein of 439 amino acids. NCBI's taxonomy places the organism in Eukaryota, Fungi, Ascomycota, Sordariomycetes, Xylariales, Hypoxylaceae. Gene Ontology annotation, biological process: DNA-templated DNA replication; rRNA processing. Gene Ontology annotation, molecular function: protein binding. The record is from RefSeq and is a predicted model, not a curated record.
AUGUUGACCGAAACUUACUUCGUGUCCAUAGCUGGGCAACCAUUAUCUAACAACACCACCGUCUCAAAAGAUGCCGGGAUUUAUGAGCAUACACUCCACCCCAGCCAUUCGACGACAAGUACCUUUAAGAAAAGCUCUGCUCCCCGUCAUUGUCUAGCUGUGAGCGAUACGCAUGUAUUUACAGCCCAGGAGGAUAAAUCAACAGUACACGUCUACUCGAGAGUCAAAGGCAAUCAAGAGGCCUUGGUUACUUUUCCAGAGCGCAUCCGAAGCAUCGCGCUGCAGGACGAUGUGCUCUAUUUGGGCUCGCAAGAGGGCAGGCUUAUCAUAUGGGAGGUCUGCACCGGUAGGCAAGUAGCUACGUCUGCUUGCCAUGUUCAAGCAAUUACAUGUAUCUCUGUUACGCCCUACCACCUUCUCACAGGGUCCGAGGACUCGAAUAUCAAUGUCUGGUCUGUUCCCCGCUUGCUGGAAUUAGACUCGACCAUCGAACACGAACCUCAAGAGACGCUGUCGAAUCACAGAGCCGCUAUCACGUCUCUUGCUAUCGGCUCAAGCGUAAAUCCGGAUACCAACAUCUGCGUCUCGGCGAGCAAGGAUAAGUCUUGUGUCAUCUGGAAUUACCAGCAUGGUGUAGCUCUACGAACAUUGCUAUUCCCGAGCUCGCCACUUUGUGUAUCCCUCGAUCCUUGUGCACGAGCUAUCUAUGUUUCUUCCGAUGACGGCUCGCUAUAUGCAAUUGACUUAUUUGCCGAUAAAGCUCUGCUAGGCCCUCAGAGUAUAGAAGACAGCGCUACGGCCGUUCAAGUUUCUUCGGCCUUUGGCGCUACGCCUCAGGAGGCGGGAGCGGCAUCGUGCAUGGCGUUGAGCUACGAUGGUACGACUUUAAUAACAGGCCACCCGCAAGGCCAGGUUCUACGAUGGGACUUGAGCAGUCGUGCCGACUCCACAGAGUUAACAAAUCUCAACGCUUCUGUCACAAAUAUCGUCUUUGUCUCUCCACUUCCGACCUCGCGGCCUACCAAGCCAGUUGCUGUCGUGAAGCCAUUCCUAGGAAGCCGCAGUUACAACUUUACCUCUCGGUUAGAUUCUGAUAUCUCAGAAGAUACCAAGUUUAGUAAGAUGCUUAAAUCUAACGGACUCCCGCAUGAUGUCUUGGAACAAGCCAUCCUCGCCUUCCAGACACCAGCCGAGGAUAUUGCCGGGGAUCAAGAACUGAGGAAGGAAAAUGAAGAGUUGCGAGAGAUCAUUAACGAGCAACGUGCCCUCCAGAAAAAGACCUUGCAGCGAUAUAUCGAAGCUAAAUCUGCUGGUUCUUAA